This is a messenger RNA of Symbiodinium sp. CCMP2456, 1122 nucleotides long. Lineage: Eukaryota; Dinophyceae; Suessiales; Symbiodiniaceae. The record is from the annotation of a GenBank genome assembly.
AUGUCACGAGAAGCCUGGCACAAGCGAAGAGUGGGACCCUCGGGCUCUCCGGGAAAAGGAAAUCGGUCUCUAAACUCAGAGGGCAAGUGGUGGAUAAGAGGUGUCAGAAAGGAGGUCGGUGGACACCAGAAAAGCUGUAGGAGAAGCCCGCGGCGGCAGAGAAGAGAGCAAGGCUUUGAGAGCCCUAGAAGAGGGAAAUCCUACGAUGCAUGGAGGGACUCUGGCAACAGCUGGGCUUCGGAUCACUCUGCAUGGGAGGAGAGCUGUUCUGGAUGGGACGAGAACUGUUCUGGACGGGACGAGAAUUGUUCUGGAUGGGACGAGAACUGCUCUGGUUGGGACGAGAACUGUUCUGGUUGGGACGAGAACUGCGCUCAGCACGUUUGUAGAUACUCCUGGGACAGCUCCUGUUACUCCUCCCACGACUGGCUGGUAAACGACCGACUGCCAUCGAAGCCUUCUGGUAUCCGCUUCCGCCUGGACCAGGACAUUGCGCAGGUGUUGUGUGGACCCUCCUGGGCUUGGCCAGACACGCGGACGGGCACGGGACCGAUGAGGCCACGCAUCGUCGGAACUCUGGAGGAACUUGGUGGCGGUGACGAGGACUGCUGGGACCCCCAGGGAGGCCUGGACCUUUGGUGGGAAGGAGAUUGCUGGACCUCCACAGUCAUCUCGCUGGAGCCGGAUCGGGAUGUGGAGUUCUGCGUGGUCCGCCUGGACCAGGCGGAGAGCCAUCCUGGCCUCAUGCAGCCAUGGGAGCGAGUGGAGAUGCAUGAGGCUCGCCACUUCACCUGGGGGCCGAAGCUCAAACUUCGGAGCCCCCAGGCCGGUGAGGUGGCCGAGGUCUUCCUACGAGCCUCGAACUGCGACUGCCGCUCUGCAUCCUGGGCUUCACCCCCCGUGUGGCUCAGAAGCAGAGAGGAGCUCGUGGCUGGGCCAGACCGGCCGUUGCCUUGGUCCAACCAGCCGCCUGGCACCCAGCGCUGUUUCACCUUCGAUGCCUCCAGCGGCACCACGCUGAAGUUCAGCUUGUACCUACCCACCGGGUACAGACAUCAGCCGGACGAUGUGUACGAUGACAUGGAAGGGUGGCCAUUGGUGGUCUUCUUGCACUCGAUGCAU